AUGUUGACGGAUGAUUGGAUGAAACUACAAGAGAUACUGGACCCUGACUUGGUGGAGAGGCCACCUUCAAAAACGGGAAAUUUGGGUGCAAAAGAAUCGGACUGGUGUUACCAGUUCCUCUGCGAAAAUGGACGUACCUUAAAGCCACAAACUCUUUGGAAAAAUUUGGAGAAGUUUAUCUACUACUGUAAUAGUGAUAUUCUUUGCGGGAAAGUUUUAGGCGACGAAAAGUUUUUGAAUAUGUUAAAGUCCAUUCUAACUUCAUCCCCAUGGAUUGACCAGUUACUGGUAUACAUUGUGAUCAUGGACACAUUGUUGGGUAAUCCUGGAAAAUAUAAAAACGGCUUUUUAGUACUAACCAGGUACUACCAAGAUAACAAGGAAUUUUUAGACACCCUAAUCCAACACCUACAAACAGCACCAUUAGACGACGAUAUAGUGCUUGUUACACUACACUGUCUAGCAUUGACUCUUAAAUCCUAUAUCGCCUUGAAAGAGUACCAUCCCGAUGAAAUGGCACUAUCGAUUUCCCUACUAUUAUUGGACCUGGCCAAGUGCGACCUGUCCUCAAUCGAAUCACUCCUGCUUUUACAGUCUAAAGUUAAGGAAGUACGGGAUAUUAUAGUAUCCGAACUAGUUCCACUGAAGCUACAGCUGUCGACAUAUUUGGCAUCCAAGAAGUUGGAGUCAUUCCCACCCGUACAAGAUCUUUUGAGACAAGUAUUUGCUGAUAUUACUCCUCAAAACCCUGACUUGAAACUUAGAUUUGAGCAGAGCAAUGGGGGGCUUUUAGCGAUCAACAAACUCAGUCUUUUGGAAGCUAGUAAUGUUAUUGUUUUUUUAGAGAAUCCGAAUUCCUCUUUCCGGAAACUUUACUUGGAACAUCUACUGUUUGGGGAGUAUCCUUUUCCUUUGCUUGAUAUACUAUUGAAGGCUUCCAUCCAAAUCCAAAAAUUUUUCCACGAGCAUGAGAAUUGCUGGCAAGAGAAGCCGUACUUGGCCACCUUUGCGAUGAACAAUGAAUCAUUACUUUACGUACUAAUGAACUUGGAACUGAAGUUUUGGGUGGAGUCUGCAGCGAGUACAAAGGACGACAUAGAGUCUUUGACCUCAUUAAUACCAGUGGUAUUGAGGAAAGUCGAUUUGGAGAUAACAGAAGCCAUGAAGACUGAACCAUAUGAAUCUUUUUUUGAUAUUAUUUUUUUAUUCCUAAAGUCGAUAGAUUACGAGGCGGCAAGAAAGUACCAAUUAGAGCAAUUGAAGGAGGGAUAUUGUAGUAAAUGGAGUAAAAGGUUUGAGUAUUUUGAUGGGUUUUUGCAUGAUCAAGUUAAAGAAUAUGUGAAGCACCAGCGAUUGAUACAGCUACAAAAAGGUACAUGGGUAUAUGCUGAAGAUCCCUUAGAUGCCACCAUUGAGUCUCCGCAUGUAUAUUUUAUUAUUGUGUCAGACAACCAUACCACCUUGUUUGCUCGAGAAUUUAAUCAGAAAUUAGAAGAACACCCAACCGUAAUCGCCAAUAAAAUAUCGCUAUCGCCGUCUGCGAGGUCGUCAUUAUCUUCAAAUACCACCAUGGUGACAUCACCGUUGACAGCAACCAUAAUGAUACCAUUGAAAACGAUUGCAUACUUUGAACUUGAAGAUCUAGUGGAGAAGAGACCCCCAUCAUUUGACCCCAAACUGAUCAGGCUCCCAGAAAGAAACGUAUUUUCAAAAGUGAGCUUGCUAGAUAAAAACCGGAAGAACAUACUUACGAUGUAUUUGGACUCCAAAGAAUCAAAAUUUAUGUGGUUUGACGGUUUACAAAUGAUCUCGCCUGCAGUACAACAAAGGGCUAUUUCUCAAGAGACAACGCAACAAAUCGAUAACUUGAUCAGACUAAGAAGAGAUUUACAGUUUUUGAACUUGCAUAAUAUCUCGAUCUCUGAAAACGUUGACAUUCUGGAUGCUGUCAAUGCUGAUGACGAUCCGGAUGACGAAGACUACUACGAUUUGGACACACUGAAGAAUCUGACCACGGAUUUCUACUAUGAUUGA
This is a messenger RNA of Huiozyma naganishii CBS 8797, 2034 nucleotides long. It is a transcript of the gene LMO1, whose product is annotated as Lmo1p. Bases 1 to 2034 code for a protein of 677 amino acids. Lineage: Eukaryota; Fungi; Ascomycota; Saccharomycetes; Saccharomycetales; Saccharomycetaceae. The record is from RefSeq and is a predicted model, not a curated record. The transcript has a single exon.